AUGAUGAAGCUGGAUGGAAAGCAAUAUUACACUAAUUGGAAUGAUAGGAUGCUUGGGAAAGUUUUGAAUGGUUCUAUAAAUUCAGAAUUAUAUUUCUAUUCCUAUAUUUUAGUAGAAGUUUUUGUCUUAUAUGUUGUUCACAGGGGCUUCUCAGGUUCUUAUGUAAAAGAAUAUAUUGAAGCUUCAAAUCCUGCAUUUGCUAUUGGAGAAUAUUGGGAUAGUUUAGGUUAUGAGCAUGGCGACUUGUGUUACAAUCAAGAUGCUCAUAGGCAAAGGAUAGUCAAUUGGAUCAAUGCCACAGGGGGUACUUCAUCAGCAUUUGAUGUCACAACAAAGGGAAUCCUCCACUCUGCUCUGCAUAAUCAAUACUGGAGAUUGAUAGAUCCUCAAGGCAAACCAACUGGAGUUAUGGGAUGGUGGCCUUCGCGUGCUGUCACAUUUCUAGAGAACCAUGAUACAGGAUCAACACAGGGUCACUGGCCAUUUCCACGAGAUAAGCUUGCACAGGGAUAUGCCUAUAUUCUGACCCAUCCUGGAACAUGGAGCAGUGGAGCAGGACCUUUGUGUUGCUCAGACCCUCCAAUCCUUGAUCCACACAGUGGAGCAGGCCAUGUCGAGAAACUUGGUGGCCUUCCCACCUAUGUCAUCGGUUCUCCCUACUCUAAGCAUGCUGCUGUUCUUAUUUCUGAUGUAUAUGGUAAUUUUAUCAUUAUUUUGUUCUUAUUUAAGCUUUAUAUUAUAUUGGGUUCUUACUAA
Molecule: messenger RNA, 756 nt
Organism: Humulus lupulus (European hop)
Lineage: Eukaryota; Viridiplantae; Streptophyta; Magnoliopsida; Rosales; Cannabaceae
Product: alpha-amylase 3, chloroplastic-like
Exons: 6
Coding region: 1-756 (251 amino acids)
Source: RefSeq, a predicted model, not a curated record